Xenopus laevis (African clawed frog) is the source of this 2773-nucleotide messenger RNA. It is a transcript of the gene nfe2l2.S, whose product is annotated as nuclear factor, erythroid 2 like 2 S homeolog. Gene Ontology annotation, biological process: regulation of DNA-templated transcription; cellular response to oxidative stress; regulation of transcription by RNA polymerase II. Lineage: Eukaryota; Metazoa; Chordata; Amphibia; Anura; Pipidae. Gene Ontology annotation, molecular function: DNA-binding transcription factor activity; RNA polymerase II cis-regulatory region sequence-specific DNA binding; sequence-specific DNA binding. The record is from RefSeq and is marked provisional. Gene Ontology annotation, cellular component: nucleus.
GAUAGAGAGUCAGUGGCAAGGGUACAAUCCGGAGGGGUUCCAAGGAAAUACCAAGCACGGAACUUUACAGUUAUCCCGUUUCGGAGGAGAUACCGGCCUGGGGCAAGGGGGCCAGCAUGAUGGAGAUCGAGAUACCCCUUCCACUGCAGUCACAACAGGAUUUGGAUCUGAUUGAUAUUCUUUGGAAGCAAGACAUUGAUCUUGGUGUUAGCCGUGAGGUUUUUGACUAUAAUCAAAGACAUAAGGAAAAUGAAUUGGAGAAACAGAAGAAGCUCGAAAAGGAGAGACAAGAGCAGCUGCAGAAGGAACAGGAAAAAGCUCUCUACGCCCAACUGCAAUUAGAUGAAGAGACAGGGGAAUUCAUCCCAGUCCAACAGGCCACACCUAUUGAGACUACGGAAGUCACACAGGCCCUUGCCACAUCCAUCCAGGACAAACCCAGUGCAGUACAUGAAUUGUCCUUUGAUGAAUGCUUGAAGAUUUUGGCUGAUACAUUCCAGUUAGGGAUAACUAAUGAGGAUUCCUCUAUUGCAUACCAGACCCUGCAACCCAAUGCUCCUAUUGAAACAAACCAAAACUUCCUCCAGUCUGAUCCAAAUUCAGUAGCAGCAGGCACACUGAGCAGCAUACCUGCGGAAGGAGAGAAUUUGAAUGAAAUAAAUCAGGCUUGGGAGGAGUUAUUGUCUAUUCCUGAGUUGCAGUGCCUUAACAAUGAAAUUGAUAACAUGGUGGACCUGAGCAUGUAUCCAAAUCCAGAAUCCAUCACAAUGACAGAAUCCCCAGACACCUACAGCUUCCUCAAUCCAUUGUCCGCCAUUGCAAAACCACAUGAAAUUAACACUUCUGUUGUCUCCAAUGACUUUGUGGAUACGUUUGCUAGUAGUGUACCUUCAGUAAACACAAAUGCACCCUUUAAUGUUGAAACUUUCUGUGAUGAUAUAUUUACCCUUGUUGACCCAAAAGUCACCAAUAUUGUGCCUUUAACGAACAAUUCAGGCCAGUUGUUAAACGAGCUUUUGAAUGAUAAUGUUGAUAUUACAGACUUGUCAUUAUGUAAAGCUUUUAAUGGGAGCAACCAACCAGAGUUCAAUGAUUCUGAUUCUGGUGUUUCUGUCAAUACCAGUCCAUGUGCAACAUCACCUUCCCAGUCUAUUGGUGGUUCUGCCUUUGACGAACCUCAUUAUGGUUACAGUGAUUCAGAUAUGGAAGAUAUGGACAGCACUCCAGAGGCGGCACAGCAAAAACCUCCAGACAAUUUUAUCGCACCAUUUACAGAGGACACAUACUUUACUCUUUCGCCUUUUGUUUCACAAGACACGGAUCCCUUUGAAAUUGAAGCUUACGACUCUCCAGCAAAAGAGAUACCUGCUAGCCCUGGCUACAGCAAGGCUCCAUUUGCCAAGGACAAGUCUUUAAACCGCCAGGAAGCUCGUUUCACCAGAGACACCCAAAGAGCAAAGGUUCUCAACAUACCAUUCUCUGUUGAUAAAAUAGUAAACCUUCCUGUGGACAGCUUCAAUGAGAUGAUGUCCAAGUAUCAGUUUAACAAGGCCCAGCUUGCCCUCAUAAGGGACAUAAGGAGGCGUGGCAAAAAUAAAGUAGCAGCUCAGAAUUGUCGGAAGAGGAAGAUGGAGAACAUUGUGGAGUUGGAGACUGAUCUAGACAAGCUUAAAUAUGAAAAAGAGAAGUUACUUUCUGAACGAGGAGCGUACAACAACAGCCUUAGUCAAAUGAAGAAGAAGCUUGGCACUCUGUACAUGGAGGUCUUUAAUAAGCUGCAAGAUGAGAAUGGGAAGCCAUACUCCCCUCAUGAAUACUCCCUUCAGCAGACAAAAGAGGGAAACAUUUUCCUUGUUCCAAAAACCAAGAAAGUUAGCAUAAAGAAGGAAUAGCAAAUAUAUAUAUAUAUAUAUAUAUAUAUAUAUAUAUAAAUAAUAUUUUUAAUGUAUUUUCUGAGGUAGGAUGCCAAUGUUUGCCUAAAGCAGGUGACUGGGAUGCGCAUACGAAAUAGCUCGCCAGAACUAGUCUUUGUACUGUAGCACUUAUACCGGGGCAGGGAUAAAAAAAAACAACUACACAAAUUAGUCUUAUGCAGUCAAUAUUUACCUAAUUAGACCAGACGAAACCCAAUUAAAUGUGCAGUGUUUCAAUUUGCAACCUAAUAACGAGUGUUUAGGUAAAACUGGUAUGUUUAACAAACUUACAUAGCUGUUAAUAUAUGUACUUUCAGAAACAUUUCCAAUAUACCAGAUUUCUAAAAUAAACUCAUUAGUGUUUUCUGCAAAAUCCAGCCUCGGAGUGGCUUGCAAGACAGAUGGGCAUUAGUGGAUGCGACUUCUGCAGGUUCAGACAUUUUUAUUUUCGGUAUUAAAUAUCGUUUCCAUAUAUCUUGCACUUUUUUUUAAUUUCAGUAGUCAAAAAUCUGAAAAUAUUUGGUAUUUAGAAGAUAUAUCAGGCGACAGACAUCUCACAUAAAAUCUGCAGUCUUUUCUUGAACUUACUAUAUUUCCUUAUUGCGGCACUGUCUUUCUAAAUAACUGUAAAUAUUUCAAUACAUCAUAUUUAUGUAUAUAUAAUUCCUAUUUUAUUUGCUAAGAAAUGUACCAAAAAUAAAUUUAGUACAUUAAAUAUCAUUUGCGGCAAAUUGUUUGUAACUGCUGAUUCUUUUAUAGAGCGUUUUAUUUCUUUUUACUCUUUAAAUUUUUUUUUUUCUUUUAAAAUAGUUUUCAUUUAACAAAACAGGUGACUGUUAAUAAAGCAUAACAUCAUUUUU